AUGUGGGUUCCCGAUCUUAUCCUCCAUAAAUGCUCAAUACUAACAGUUUCAAGGUCAAAAAUCGAUAAAUUGUCGAUACUGGGAGUUCGCUCUUUCGACAAUACCCGUAGCGAAACCAUACAAUUUCAUGCUCCUCUCACAUUGAUUGUCGGCCAUAAUGGAUCUGGUAAAACGACCAUCAUUGAAUGCCUGAAGUAUGCCACGACUGGCGAUCUCCCUCCGAAUAGUAAAGGAGGUGCUUUCAUUCAUGACCCGAAGCUAUGUGGAGAGAAGGAAGUGCUGGCUCAAGUGAAGCUUUCUUUCAAGGCCACAUCUGGCGCCAAGAUGGUGGCUACGCGCAGUCUUCAACUCACAGUCAAAAAACUUACCCGGCAACAAAAGACGCUGGAAGGACACUUGAUGAUGAUGAAGAAUGGAGAACGUACCGCAAUUUCCUCUCGGGUUGCUGAACUGGACCAGAUAAUGCCGCAGUACCUAGGCGUAUCCAAAGCAGUUCUCGACUCUGUCAUCUUCUGCCACCAGGAUGAGAGUCUGUGGCCGAUGAGCGAACCAUCCGUUCUUAAAAAGAGAUUUGAUGAAAUCUUCGAAGCUAUGAAGUACACCAAAGCUAUUGACAAUAUCAAACUUCUCCGGAAAAAGCAGAAUGAAGAACUUGCAAAAUAUAAGAUCAUGGAGCAACAUGCUAAGGAAGACAAGGAGAAAGCAGAUCGUGCAGAGAAGCGAUCAGUCAGACUUCAAGAAGAAAUCGAGGCUCUGCGAGACGAGACCCAACAAAUGUCGAAAGAGAUGCGGCGUGUUGCGGAACUGGCUGACAAGGCUUGGAAAGAAUCCGAAAGCUACGCUCAAAUCCUCGGUGCUUUGGAAGGAAAACGAAUCGAAGCCAAGUCUAUCCAGACCACCAUUGACAAUCUUAAACGGCAUUUGGUUGAGCUUGAUGACUCGGAUGAAUGGCUUGAAUCGACAUUGGAGCAAUUUGAGACGAAGCAGAUCGAAUAUCAGCAGCAGGAAGAGUCUCAGAAGGAGAGCUAUAUGGAACUCAAGGAGCAGAUUGAGCAAUCUCGACACCGCCUAGGCUUGAAGCAGGCCGAGAAUGGCAAGUAUGAGAACGACAAGGCCAAUUUCGAGCGGCAGCUUCAACGACGUCAGAACAUGAUCAAAGAUAUUGCGCGGGAAAACAAUAUUCGCGGAGUCAAUGAUGAUAUGGAGCCGGAAGACAUCGACGAGUUUAUGCACAAAAUUCGGCGUUUACUCCGGGAGCAGAAUCUGACGAUAGAUCGCGUGAAGCGAGAAGCUCAAAAAGAACUUCGUGAGGUUCAAGAUAUUCUGAGUCAGAUUGGACAGCGAAAUUCUGCUCUGCAAGAAAGCAAGAAUGCGGCAAAGAAGCAGGUGGUCUUAAAUGACAAAGAGGCAGCGACCUACCAAAGGAGGCUCAAUGAGAUUGAAGUUGACGAGGGUGUGCAAACUGCUCUGGAAGCGAAGAUCGAAGAUACAACCUCGGGCCUGGAAAAUGCAAAAGAACGGGCCAAGACUGCUUCCUGGGACCAGGAGAUUCAAGAUGCUAAUAAUCAGAUCUUUCGCCUUGAGGACGAGAACUCAAAACUCAAUACUGAAUUGAUUGAAUCGACGAAGAAGGCAGGUGAUCUAGCUCGUCUGGAUCAUUUGAAGAAAGAAUCAAAGGAUAGGGAACGCAGCCUUCAAACCAUGAAGGGGGCUCACGGCGAACGUCUCACCAAAGUUGUUGGACCAGAUUGGCAACCACAGACUCUAGAGAGAGACUUCCAGCUCGCGUUCGAUGCUGAAUCCAAGCAGGUUGCUGAUGCAGAGCGAGAACGCGACGGAGUGAGCCGAGAGUUGGAGCAAAUUGAGUUCAAGCUGAGAAAUUCUAAGAAAACUCUGAGCCAGAGAGAGAAGGAGCUUCAAAACUGUAUGAAGGAGAUUCGCGAGGCCGUUGAUGCAGAGCCCUCGGAGUAUCCGGAAAUCCUUACGGAGCGACAGGGAAGAUUUGAUAUGGCACGGAAAGAUGCUGACCAAUUUGCUGGUAUGGGCGACUACCUCAAUAAGUGCCUCGAAGCAGCAAAGCGAGCCAAGAUGUGCCGUACAUGUUCGCGAUGCUUCAAGAACGAGCCAGAGCUCCAAAAUUUCAUCAAGAAGCUGGAAGCCACGCUGAAGAAAAACGGUGUGGGUGACGAAGACGAAGAUAUGAAAGAAUACGAGCAGGAGUAUGAGACUGCGCGCGCAGCAAAUGGCGCUUAUGAUACAUGGGUUCGCCUUUCGGGCACAGACGUUCCGUCCCUCAAAAAAGAGGAAGAAGACUACGAAUCUCAGCGAGAUCAGCUUCUAGCCAAAAUUGAAAGUCAUGAUCGGGCCGUCAGUGAGAAAUCAGAAAGCAAACGAGAUGUUGAAGCUCUGAUAAAAACUGUGAACACAAUCACGAGAUAUGACGCCGAGAUCAAAUCCAUUGCAUCUCAAAUUCAGGAGCUCUCUUCCAAGCAGCAAGACGCCUCUGCGAGUCGUACUCUGCAAGACAUCCAAGAUGAGAUCUCCGCCAACAAUGAAAAGUCUCGAGAGCUGAAAAAGACGCUAAGCAAGCUCACGAACGAGAGAGAUCAGACUCGGGCAGAGAUGAACAAGCUUGAACUUCAACUCAGAGAUGUAAGGAGCAAACUCGACAAUGCCAAGUUCCAACUCGAGAAAAAGGCCGAUCUGAUAGUCCGCGUGGAGGAAUUCAAAAAACUCAACAUUGAGCAACGCGAGGCGAUCAAAAAGGCGGAAAACGACAUGGAAGCCCUGGUCCCGGAAUUACAACAGGCUCAAGCAAACUAUGAUGAUAUCACUCAACGAGCUGAUGCACGAGAACGAGAUCUGCAACAUGGAAUCAAUCGCCUCUCUGAUAGCGUCUAUCAACUUGAUCUUGCCAAUGAGGAGAUUAACUCCUAUAAUGAACGAGGAGGCCCCAGCCAACUUGAACGGAGCAAGGAGGAGCUAUCUCAAAUUGAGAACGAAAUUAGCAAUCUUGAGUCCGAGCAAGGCGAGAUUACGCGGAAUAUAAACAAGAUUUCAGCACAGCUUCAGGACAGCGAGAACACUAAACGACAGUACUCUGAUAAUCUGACUUAUCGCCAAGGUUCACGAUCUCUAGAUAAGGUCAUGAAGGAAGUCCAGCAACUGGAAGACCAAAACGCCGAUGUUGACCGCAGCCGCUUUAAGCAAGAGUCAGAGCGUUGGACCCGUGAACAUAGUGCCCUCGCUGCCAAACAGGCUAGCAAGAUGGGCGAAAUGAAAUCCAAGGACGAUCAGCUCAUGCAACUUCUGGCAGACUGGAAUACGGACUAUAAGGACGCCGCUUUCAAAUACAAGGAAUCACACAUUAAGGUCGAAACCACCAAGGCCGCCUCUGAUGAUCUCGCUCGGUAUGGAGGCGCGCUUGACAAGGCGAUCAUGUCGUAUCAUAGCUUGAAGAUGGAAGAAAUCAAUGCCAUCGUCGGCGAGCUUUGGCAAAAGACCUACCGCGGGACCGACGUCGACACGAUUCUCAUCCGCUCUGAUAAUGAAAACUCGAAAGGAAACAGGUCAUAUAAUUACCGCGUGUGCAUGGUGAAGUCAGGUGCAGAAAUGGACAUGCGAGGUCGUUGCAGUGCUGGCCAGAAGGUCCUGGCCAGUAUCAUCAUCCGCCUUGCUUUGGCUGAGUGCUUUGGAGUCAACUGUGGUCUGAUCGCUCUUGAUGAACCCACCACCAACCUGGAUCGUGAUAACAUCCGCUCCCUGGCCGAGUCGCUGCACGAGAUUAUCCGGACCCGUCAACAGCAGUCAAAUUUCCAACUCAUUGUUAUCACUCACGACGAGGACUUCCUGCGCUCUAUGCAAUGUGGAGAUUUCAGUGACUACUAUUACCGCGUCUCCCGGAAUGAGAAGCAAAAGUCUAUCAUCGAGAGACAGUCUAUUGCUGAGGUUAUGUAA
Molecule: messenger RNA, 3957 nt
Organism: Penicillium taxi
Lineage: Eukaryota; Fungi; Ascomycota; Eurotiomycetes; Eurotiales; Aspergillaceae
Product: MRX complex DNA-binding subunit
Exons: 5
Coding region: 1-3957 (1318 amino acids)
Biological process (GO): double-strand break repair; telomere maintenance via recombination; telomere maintenance via telomerase
Cellular component (GO): condensed nuclear chromosome; nucleus; Mre11 complex
Molecular function (GO): ATP hydrolysis activity; single-stranded telomeric DNA binding; G-quadruplex DNA binding
Source: RefSeq, a predicted model, not a curated record